UAAAUUAAUAAUUUUAUCGUCUCGCGUGAUACGUCGUUAAAAGUUUGUGCGUGCUAAUAAAGUUUGUCGUAUUAUUGUAUUAACCGAAAUCUGGACUUUGGAUUCGUAAGUUUUUAUAUGAUACCUAAAUGUUAAUUUUUCGCUGUUCUAAGAGUUAACAAUACACGUCCUUUUAAUACACAAUAAAAUGUAAUGUAUUAACGAAAUUAUUUCAAAUCAUACGCUAUAGACAGGGAAAAAUGGUAAACCAAAGGUUAACUUAGGAAAGGGUAAAUUAGUGAAUCAAUAUUAUGAAUUUACAUGCAAUGACCAAGGAUCAGUUCUUGUCUGGAGUAUAAUAACAUGAGAAUACUGUCCAUCGGUGUAAACACAUUUUUUAUGAUAUUCAUAAUCGUUUGUUUUUUUUUUCUUUAUUUUGUAAUAUUUAGGUAGCUCAUCGAAUACUAUAAUGUUUUGUUUUUUAUUUUCAUUAAUGAAAUAAUAUAUUUAAAAUGCAUGCUUCCUAUACCUAGGUAACCAAAUUUUCUAUACAAUAGGAAAGAAAAAUUAUGCCCGAAAAUUGAUUCAUAGUUUUUGAUGAUAUUUUAUAGUGUUUGUAUAAAUUAUAAAAAUAUAUAGGUACAACAGAUGCCGUUUAUUGGACUCGUAUUGAAACCAAAGCAUUCGCAUAGUCUGCUUUUCGAAUAAGUAAAUACAUUCGAAUUGAUAUUGAUUUUCUUUUAACAAAUUCUCGACCAGUCACUAAAACUAUAAAUUGAUGGGCACCUUAUUAAAUAAGCUACAUUUAUUGUCAUAGCGAAUAUGAUUUAAUUUAAAAAUCCAUCAGCCACCUAAAUGCAAGUUUAUUAACAACCAAUUAUUUCAAAGUAAAAUUAAUUAUACAAAUUACAACUCAUUCUACUGAUUAAAACUAAAAAAAAAAAAAAAAUUCCAUACCAUAUUAUCUAUAAGUAAAUAACUCGAUAAACAACGACAGUUUUUAAAACAAAAACUGUUCAAUUUUAACUUUCGUUAUCAUUGAAUAUACCUAUAUCUAAACUAAGCAAUUUAAUUUUGUAAUUUUAUAUUAUUCAGAUAUAGAACUGCUCAACAUUAAUUGACAUAUAUAUAUAUUCUUAACAUAUUAUGUUUAACGAACGAUUACCGAUCUAUACUAAACAUUAUGUACUUAUCCAUUAUUACCGUACCAUGGAUAUUGCAACUCUGUACCGAUCGAGCGAAAUUUACGAAUAAAUUCAAAUUUCAACUGUACAAUUUAGAUAACUUUGAGUUUUUGAAAAUCGUUAACAUAUUUAAGUGGAUUUCAUAGCCGCAUUACGUAGUCUCCGUCAAACUAACGGACAUACUAACUAGCAUAAAAAAACUACGUUACUUAGGGCAUAUAAAUUGUGGCAGUUAGUUUAAAAUUAAAGUUUAAAUGCAAAUUAUAACGAAAUUUAAAUAGGAGAAUAUUUCUUAGGGAUUUACGUAUCUUUUUUGUAAAAAAAAUGUCAAAAAAAUAACUAUGGUCAUAUUAGUUUUUGUUUUGUUUUUUUUUUUUAAUAACUGUAACGUCUGUUUUAAUAGCUGUAGUAUCUUGUGUUUAAAUUCUAAUUUCCAACCAAACGCUGCAUUUUAUGUACGAAGUAAAAUAAGUUGACAAGACUGAGACAGAAAAUACUGGUAUAGCGUCGUCUCAAGGUAUAUAAUAUACUAUGCGUGUGUUACAAUACUUUUUAAAAUCCGUGUAGGUAUUGGAAUGCAUGAAUUCCGGUUUCGAUUAUAAUUAUUUCUAUUAGUUAUCUCAGUGCUAUGAUAACUAAUACGAUAUUGCAUUAAAAACACACGGAUAAUUAUUUUGUUUUUCUAACUGCAAAAGUAUCGGUUUAACAAUUAUAGGUCCUUUUAAAAUUUAAAAAGGGGAAUCGUACAUGCGUGAAACUGUUGUACAGUAUACAGUAUCUUUGUAACAGUCAGAAAUAGUUAAUUAAUUAUUUUUUUACAUUGCUUAUUUACUCUACGUAUUAAAAUGUGAUGACAUAAUUCUAUUAACAAAUAAUAUUUAAAAUCGGUUUAUAGUGAAAUAAAUAAAAAACAAACAAAAACCAAUCAUGACGGUUUAUUGACAUCGUUUUAAUUUUACUAUUAGGUCAUUGCGUUUCGAGGUCGUCUCGCAUUUAUCUAAACCAAUGUAAAUUCUGACUAAAUCGAAUUUUCGAUUAAGGAACAUUUAAAAAUCUAAAUGUUCUUGAUCGGCGAUCUGUGCGAGAAAAACGUAUUUCGCGAAUCAAAAUGUAAACGUUUACAUUUACCGGCUAUGUUUUUAAUGUCAAGUAUGCUUCUACCUAUAAUACGCUUUUACAGUCAUACACAAUUGAGUAGCAAUGAUCACGUAUAUCUUGAGGACGUGAUAUUAAUAACUUUUGGCAAUUUAUCGAUUAAGUGGUUUGCAACGCGUGAUACAAUUUUUCAAGAAUUUCCAGCCGACGAACAAAUAUUACAAUUAGCUGGCAUGUAAAGGCGUACGCGAGUAGAUAUACUCGUAUUUAUGCAUAUAUAAUUUUAAGGAUAAUAUUUUACGAAAGUUUAAUACUAUUUUAUUUGUACACGAUAGCAGAUAACAUAAUGACUAUCGCACUCGGUAGAUUAGAGCCAGAUUAUAGGGGCGAGGGAUUUAUAGGGCCCUGGUCUAUGGCCCCUCAAAAAAAAAAAUAAAAAAAAUAGGCACCCACAUAAAUUUCGGAAUCGUGAUUUGUCUACAAUUAUCUCAUUAAUACUAAUACAACACAAAUAAUUGCUAUCAGGUAUCGCUGUUGUAUGUGAAAAGUUGAAAUGUAAUAUAAACGGUUAUUUACAAUUUAUAUCUGUAUUCAACGUUCAACUGCUGUUUACUAACUACAAUUAUUCUGAGCAAAGUUCGGUUAAACAUAUUUUGAAAUGACGUGACUUCGUAAACAUUUUUUUUUAAAACACUCACAAAAGAAAUCACUACAUUACACUAAACUUUUUUUUUCUAUCACUGAGUCUUACUUAUGAUGAACUUCGAGUAAAAUUUUCAAACAGUUUUCAAGUUUUCUAAAAGAAAAAGCGACAACAAAAAAAACCUAUAAAAUAUUUAAAAACGAUUAAAUGUAAAUAAACAUAAUAUAUAUAUGUAUACAGGUAGUUGGUAAGUAGGUUGUUUCUUAUACCUAUAAGAAGCAAUUUUUUAAUGGUUAGUGAAUUUUGGACGCCCCGAGAAUUGGUCGGCCUAGGUUGGCUAAAUUCAUUAAUCCGGCCACGCAAUCGGUACAUAAAAAAUGUAUAAUUUCACUCCCUAAAUAUAUAACUGCGGCGUGUUAUUUGAAAGUUUUUUUUGGGCUGGCACUGCGUAAAUAAGUAAGUAUAUCGCACACCAAAUGUGUUGAUUUUUAUUAAAACACCGGCGCGUACGAUUUGUAACAUUACCGUUUCGUUACAAACUCCCGACAGUUUCGACCGUUGCGCGUUUAAACGGUAUUGUUAUCAUUUUUAUACGCCCGUGAACGAACCGCUCGCCGCUGUUUAGCUUCGUUAGCUUGUGACGACACGCCGCGACCAUUGUGCUAAUAUUGUAUUGUUACUGUGACGGAAAGGCAACAGGUUUUUUUUUUUUUUUUGUUUUUGUUUUUUCGUUUUUUCGCAGUUUGGAAAUAUUCUCCGACCGUCGGCGGUGUAUUCGUCGCACGUAUUUGGCCCCGGCGUUGCAGUGCGGUCCGCACACGUAGGUAUUGCCCAUUCGACUGCGUUGCCGCGGCGCGCUUCCAUUCGCGACGUUCCACGGACGUAUCGUGGCCGGGCAAUACGCGCGAACGUGAAACGACUGUUUAACAUCGGCCGGUGGACACCGCGAGCAAACCACCCGUACAACACAGUAUCCGACAACGGCGGCGCGAUACGCGGUCUGCGACGCCGUUGAGUUAUCGGGACGUUGAACCUAGACAAAAAUGUCCGAUGUUCGCGCGAUAUAGUUCAUGUUUUGCCAUUAUUUGUUAUUAUAAACCGCGAAAUUUCCCGUACAGACUCGUAUUAUUACGUCCGGAUGUAUAGGUGUUAUAUGUGUUUUACGUUUUGAAUUCGCGUAUACAUAUAUAUACACACGCAUACCUAUAUACACUUUCUUUUGCGUUUCUAUAAAAAAAAAAAAAAAAAAAAAGAAAAAAAUUUUUUUUUGGUUUUUUUUUUUUUUUUUUUUUUUUUUGUAUAUUAUACACUUACGUACAAUUGAAAAUGUAAUAUUAAAGAAAAAACUGUCUAUAUUACGCCCAAUAUAUUAUUAUAUUAUUAUACAGGUACUACCGAACCGAAUUACUUGGCAAUUUUUUAAUAUUCUAAUGCAAUCGGCGUACAUUCGGCAUCAUUAUUAUAUAAAAUAUAAAUAAAUAUAAUAUACGUAUACACCAAAGUUCUUUUUUAUUAUUGACAUUUUAUUCAUGAACAAAUUCGAUGUAUUAAAUCUUAAUAUAUUUAUAUUAACACCAUUAACACCAUACGAAUAUAAUAAUGGGUCGGUAUGAAAUUCGUUAGAGAUUUAACAACUAAUUUAUAUAUUAAGGCGGCCUAAAAAUAUUGCAUAAAAACUAAAUACUGCCUACGUGCAUAAUUAAUUAUGUAGCUGUAAAAAUCUACGAUUUAGGUUUUAGAUUGAAAAUUGAAAAUUAUUAUUAGUUUCAGAAUAAAAUUAUUUUUCAAUGAAUAAAAAAUAUAAUAAAUAGUAUUCAAAAUAUGCAUUCGAUUAUUUUCACCAAAAGUAUUCAAAAUAGUAUUCGAAUAUAGAAAUAGUAUUUGAAUACGUUUGUUCGAAUAUUUUACAAGACUGCCGCCAAGUAAAAAUACAAAUCGCAUGCCAUUCAUCUAAAUAAUUGUGUCUUUUUUUUUUUUUUUGGUUUGUUUUUAAUGCCUAAAAUUGCGUUGUAAAUUAUUAUUAUUAUUCAGGACAUAUAGUAACACGCUUGUCAUUACACUGUCACACGAAUGUUCGUGAUUUAAUAAUUGAUUGUGUUAUUAAACGAAUUUUCGAGGUAUGUCGUGAAGACAUAUACUUGACAAAUUUGAAACGUUUAACUCAAAUUUGUUUUAUAUAUUAACUUUACUAUUAAAAUUAUAUCACAAAUACGUUGAGAGCCGUGCGAUAAUAUUACUAAUAAACAGGUAUUAAACUUCGAAACUAUACACGGUAAUACCAUUUAAAUUAAGUUAAACUUUAUUGGUACUAGCACUAAAAAUAAAGUUAUAUUAUCAUUUUUACGUAAUUCGUAUAAUAUAGCGUAGGUAUGUGGUAUUAAAUAAAUGUUUUUGGAACGACGUACGUUCAAUGAUUUCAAAUUUAAACUAAUGCAAACUUUACUGCUGUGCGAUGUUUCUUACAUUAUUAUAAUCAAAGACAUUGUUGUUUAUCCAUUUUUGAGGCAGUUCACGUAAUCCGUGCGUAUUAUAGUUUCAUAUUAUUGUUGUAGGCAAGACGAAAAAUCAGGUACUAAAAGUAAAUUCAAUAAUAUAUUGCCAAUUGUAUAUCAUUUUUUUUUUUUUUUUAACGUUUUGGGCGCCAUAAUUGUUUGUAAAAAAAAAAUAAUAAAAUCCAGUACUGAAGUGGAAAAUUACCGUAAACGAUGACCACGUUUAUGUCUCUCGGGUCGUGGGAGGAGAACGAUACGUUGACCUUAAACUCGGGUCGAUGAUGUCAAGCCGCAGUAUACUAAUACUACGUGCCAGCUGCGCGUGAAACCUAAUUAAAAAAAAAAAUUAUACGUAUGUAUAUAAAUAAACGACAGAACAUAUAUGCGUCAUCGUGCAAAAAUUGACUUUUACUCGAGAUGCCCUCCGGAGUCCCGAUGAGGAGCCGGGAGUCGGGGAUCGAAUAUAAUAUGUUGGGUCGUUCAAAUGGACCGCAUUCCUAAAACUCCAUGUGGAUUAAUGCUACGGGCUCCGAAUCCGGGAAUUUCGACGACUCGACGUAACUUCAUUUUGUAUGCGAAAAAUACACUCGAUCCACAUAAACAACAAAUUAUGUUACCAAGUAUAAUAAAACAACAACUUUACCAUAAACUACGUGUAUUCAAAACUAACUGUAUACCGAUAUUUUCUACCAAAAUAGUUAUCAGUUUAAUUGCAUAUUCUUACUGAAAACACAAAAAUCGUAAAUCGUUGAUUUUUUUACUUUUAUUAUAUAAAUUGAAACAUAUCACGGGCACUAUACAUAAUUCGUACGAAGCCGAUAAUGAAACUGUUUCUGAACAUUUGUACUGAGGCGACCCUAUAAAACGAAUACUCAAUCGCCCAAAGACCCCUAAAUACAUAUUUUAUACACGCGUAUAGGUACAGAUUAAAAAGUUAAACGCUAGAAAGAUGAAAUAAUGCAUAAUAUGUUAAUAUUAAACGAACAACAUAUCUGUUGCCGAGAGUACAUUUCCCGUUUAAAUUAUGUUUGAACUUAGACAUAAUGCACGAUUAGUGUGAUGUAUAUAUUUUUAAUGCUAUCAAUGUGAAUGUUUACGUUGUUCUAUUUUGUAAACACACUAUUCCCACAAUUAUAUAAAAGCUAAUUACGGUUUCGAAUAUUUUAUGUAUAAAAAAAAAAAAAAACAAAAAGUGCUGUCCUAAAAAAUAUUGCGAAAAUAAAUAAUAAUAAUAUCAAAUUUUUUUUUAUUAUAAAUCUUUGAUCACAGGGAAGAAGUACUUAAAUCCAUUUUUGGUAUUUUUUUUUUUUUAUAAUUGUGUUUUAUCUCAUUUUUUUCCAUAAUUUUCUCUUAGUAAACCAUUAAUGUUCCUUAUCUUUUAUUACUUUUUUUUUUUUUUAAAUAUAAUUGAUUUAAGCAAUUCUUUCAUGAGACCAAUAAUAAUAUACAAGUGAAUGCAUCAUUGGUUUACGGGCAUUAUUGAACAAUCAAGCUAAACUCGUUAGCUUUUUAAGUAUGAAAAACAAAAUAGUUUGCAUUAUAGAUAUAUCACUGCAGUUAAUGAAGUUCUGUUAGUUAUUAGUUGUUUUUUUUUUUAUAUAAUUUUUGGGAAAUUGGGAAGGUAGGAUACAGACGGGAAUUUAAUGUACAUAUGUAAGCAACGAUAAAUCAUUGCUAAUGAAAAAACGAUUCUGAGCGAAGUUCAGUUGAUAGUGUUACUUUGUCAACAAUAAAAUAUAUGGUAUACAUCAUAUAAUGGUAAAAUGAUUACAACAAUUUGCGUUUCCAUGACGACAAUGAUUGUUUGAAAAAUAUUAAAAUAAUAAAAACUUAAUAAUAACAAAAAAUAAAUAAAAACGGUUGCCAAUGACAACCUUAUUUUUAAUCUUUCAAUUGUUUUUAACCUAAAGACCGAGGUUUUCUUCAUUAUCUCGAAUAUUAAUUAGAAUUUCAAAAAAUGACUUCUCGAAAGUUUCGCCCAGAGAACAUUUCCUUUCAGAAAGGUAGGUGCUAUUCUUGAUAAUCAGAGUAUUCUUUCUGGUAGAAAAAAUGUUCACAUAAAAAAAAUAAUAAUAAACAUAAUUGUAAAACCAAUACAUUCCUCACUCUACUCGGAAUCAAAAAAAAAAAAAAAAACGUAAAUUAACCAGCCAUAUGUGCGUGUAUUAUUAAAUUUAAAUCAAUCGUGUGCAAUUUAAAUCGAUUUAUGGAACGAUAUUCAUUUUUUUUAAUCGGUUUAAUUUUGCGUAAAAUGUAUUUUUAUCACAUAAAAUAUCGUUGUUUUUUCAGAACUUUCUGCAAUGGGCGAUUACGACAGGAUUCACAGAAUGUGCCAGAAACGCGGUGAAUUAUGGGAGGACCCCGAUUUUCCGGCCACCCAGUCAUCCGUGUUUUACCACCAAAAGCCACCGUUCCAGUUCGUGUGGAAAAGACCCAAGGUCAGUACAAUAAUAGAAGUAAUAUAAGAUAAUAUACAGUAUCAACCGAGUUUAUUACAAUAAUCUACAAGCGCAGGUGGUGGGCGAUCACGUCUUGUAUUAUAUUAUAUACGAGUAGCUACAGUAGUAGGACGAUGAUCGGGCACCCACGCGGCUUAUAAUACCUAUAUAUAAGUAUUAAGUAUACGAGACGAUGGAUACAACGACCCGUAAAGAAAAUAAUACGUUAAAAUCCGAUAAAUAAGGUAUUAUACCUAUAGACAACGAUCGCGUCUGUGAAAUUCAAUUUUUCAGAACGCGUAUAAACCGUGUGAACGCAAUGUAGUCUUGCGUUAUUCGGUUGCGCGUGGUGGGUUUAUCUUUAUACCUAAUAUCUAUCUAUAUGAGUAUUAUUUAUAUCGUUAAAAAGAAAAUAGAUCGGAAUUGAUGGUAAAAAAAAAAUGUUUAUCAACACGUGGAAUAAUUGACGCGUCAGAGGCACAUAAAAGCCGGAUAGCCACGAGAAUUCACUAAGAAAAUUGUACCGAAAUACAGAAUGCCUACAAUAUGUUCAUAUCUGGGGAAAUAAAAAACCAUUACCUACUUGAAAUAGGGAGGCGCUGUGUAAAUGGAAAAAAUGCACCCAGAAAUAUAAUGUUCAAGAACAGUUCCCAAUCUAACAUGCGAUUAGCUUCGCGCGCCAACCAUAGUGCGUGUAUGUACUCGCGUCGGACAUUUAAACGAAAAUAAAUCACGAUUUUAUGAGCAAGGCAACAGGAGAAAAAAGUUGACGCGAACACGACCAAUUGUACAAAGUAACAAAAACAUUCUGAUUUUUAAAAACUAAUUGUUAUUAUUUUCCCGAUUAUUACGGCCCUGCGUAUUGUUUUUCCCGUUUUAUGUUCCCCCUCCUCUGGCGCAUCGCCUUUUCCAUCUAGAAACGAGAUAAAAUAUAAAUUAUCAUCCGUAUUAUUGGAACUUACGUUAGAAUAUUAUAUUUUCUUGUAUACUAAACAUUUAACAGACAUUAACUUCACUCCCGAUUUAUUUUGUUCCAUUUCCGAGUGCCCCGGGUGAUAAUAUUUCGAUCCUUGUAUUCAUUUUCAUAUUCAUUUUGUACAGUCAUUUAAUUUAUUACACGAUCGAGAAUAUUUGAAUACACUUGUACGCGAAAAUAUAGUUUUUUUUUUUCCAUCUUUUUAAAAAAUCUGUUCCACUUCACGACGAUGGAAGAACCACCAUAGUAUAAUAUGUAAGUAGGUAUAAACCGCUCGCAAUUCAACAUUUCAAACGGUGUAUGUCAUUUUCUGUGUAAUUAUAUGUACGAGUGUUCUGUGUAUACUUCACAUUAUAAUAAAAUAUUGUAAUCGUCUUUAAAAUUACUAUAAUUAUAAUCGACGACCGUUCGCCCGGAGAUGCUAUAAUAUAGAUACGCGUGUAGAAUAUUGGAACCGAUAACGUUCACAAUAUUAUUAGUCUACCGUUGUGAUGUUUGUGCGCUAAAGAAUGAAUACAAUUGAGUGAAAAAAAUAUCGGAUAGUACCUCGGUACUGUAAAAUAUAAAAGCAACGCUACGAUACAGAUAAUGACGCUCUUCAUAACGGAUUGUGAAAUUUUAGUAACUCUGUUAGAUUCACGGAGAUUAUCACUUCCCUUGGACUAAAUCUGAAUCCUAGUCAGAUUAUCUGUACCUUAUGUAUACUUAAAUUAUUUGUUUGACGUAUAUUUUCCAUGUAUAUUUCCAGAUACUUUAUUUGUUUUUUUUAGUGCAUAAACAUCCCGUCCCGAGUAUUAUUGGUACACGAAUAAUAAUUAUCAUGUCUAUUGCGGAUGAGGGUGGACCACAAAAAAAAAUCCGUAGGUUCACAAAAUUUUUGUUAUUAUAACAUGAUACGUAGGGUGAAUUUUUGUUUUUAUCAUUGAUCCAGUUAUUGUAUCGGAGUACUCUAGAAAUAAAUUUGAUUCAUUUUUUUUAAUCAUAAUUAGGGAAUAAUAUUGUACUUUAUGUACUUUUUUUUCGAAUUUUCAACCUAACUCCCCUUAAACCUUAAACGAUCAUAACUUUGAUUUUAUAAAUAGCAUCACCAUUCCUUUUUCAAUGCAGGCUCGAACAAAAAUAAUAUUUUUCAAAACAUUUUGAUGUGUGCCGGACCAGAGUUAGCGAGUAUAGCGGACAAAAGUAAAUUUCAUAUACAUCUUUAGAUGAUUCAACCCUAGGGUUAUAAGGGCAAUAUUCUAAACAAGUUUGACGUUAAACAAUUAUUGAACGGAUUAUGACUACAAAAAAAAAAAAAAAACCAAAAUUAAUUUUGUUCAACAUUUUCGUAAACGAAAAUAAAUAAAAACACACGAGUAGUUAAAGUCCGCAAAAUUUACCGUAACGAUAUUUGUAUGUAUAACAGACAAAAUAGGUAGCCCAUACACGAGACCGAUUUGGUCUGUGGCGAAUGAAAUUUUCUAAAAGUUCUAUCACGUGUGGAGUUUUAAGGACACCGCAUUUCCAGGGUUUGAAAGAAUUCAAUACUUGCAGUUUAAAGCCGGCAGGUUUAGUUCAACGGAUCAAAUCUCUCGCUUCUCCGCUAAUCUAAAAGGCCGGGUCCGGCGGACCUCGACGAGACAUUUUUAUUUAUUGAUAAUAAUUUUUCUUCUAACCAGCUGCAGCCCGUCGCGUAAGUCCGCAGAUCGUUCUUGAACGUCUUGAAAGACCCGGUCCUCGGCGCAAAAGUCCGCGUGCUCGCUCCGCUAACCGCCGGACGAAGUCCGCUGGCGGAUUCGCUUCGAUCGGACGGCCAAUGCGCGCGAGCGGGUUUCCCGGCGGAUCCGGUGCGGUCGGACUGCGGGUCCUCAACGCGGUGUCACGGCGUAGAUUUUAUUUUCGGGGUGGGGGUGGAGGGGAAUUCGACGAAAAAUCGUCCCGAACGCGCGACGCUGUCACACCGUACGGCGAUGUUACCGUUGCCGUCAGUACACGGUGCCCAUCGGUGUUCAACCGCGUGCGCACGUUACGCGUCGAACGGGAGGGAAUGACGUACGGUAUUACGGGACGCGCGGGGCGGUCGGGGCGCGCGCCCAUAGGACGUACGACCGCACCGCACUCGCGCUGUCGCGACCCGCGCCGAUGCCGCCGCGCCCGAAAUCGACGGGCCGGCGGUACACGCGCGCGCAUACCCGAACAUUGGCAUUGCCGUCGCCGGUCUCGGCGAGGGGUCUUUCGAGUGUUUCAACGCGCCGCCGGCGCGCCGUCGCAUUGUUCGGCGGGAACCCGUGCCCGCGUUAUUCCGCGGACACAUUGUUCUGCCGCGCACUCGAACCUUGUGCGUUCGGCGUCAAUUGCCGUUGCCGUCGCACGCGCGUCGCUAGUUCCCAGUUGUCCUUACGGCGCCGGCGGACGCGAUAAGACGUUCUGGUGUGAGCGGCGCCCCCUUGGACCCCCGGACCACCGCGCGCCGCUGCCCGCCGAUACCUGCCCGCCGCCGUCGCGUUUUCGCGUCUCUCGCGCGCCGUUUUCCACUGCCGCGGCGGCGCCGAAAGAGAAACCGGAACGCCGUUCGCGCCGACCGUUCGCGCGACCGGCAACCGUAAGAGCAUAAACGGAUACACGGACCCGCGAUGACCGCGAAACGAAUUAUCGUGAAAUCGCGAUAAAGUCGUGACACGAACCGCACUUGCGGUCUCGCCAAAACGCACCAGCUAAACUACAGUAGCUGGAAAAUGCGCAUAACAGCUACUCUUUGGAUCGGUAAACAGACGAUAUCACGUCUCGCGAAUGCGGUAAUUCGUAUUCGUUAUGAGUCAUGGCAAAUCGACUCAAUUUUUCAUGGCUGGUUCUAUACGAUUUCCAGUAGUUUUACAUAAUUUCAUCAUAGUCGAAAUGGAAAAGAAAAACAUAAAUAUUUUUGUCCGACGCGAAAUAACGCACGCGUGUUGGCUUCAAAGUACCUCAUGCAAAACACCCGUCAUUCCUGGUCUAUUUAUCUUAGACCUACGAUAAUAUACAAGUGUACAGUAGCCCGCCCAGAAAUCGCACGCGCUACAACAAUUCAAAUUACUUAUAUUAUGGUAUUUUGACCGUAUGUUACAUUUAAAAAGAAUAAUACCAGACGUUUAGUAAACACAGUUGCAAUAAAACACAAUACGAUUACAUUUGUCGAUUUAUCUGUUGAUUUGUUACCAUUAUCUAUGCGCAAGUAUUAUCGAGUAAACUGUUUAGAGAAGAGUCGAUUUUUUUCAAACGAAGUUUAACACACCAAUAGACGAUUGCAAACGUUAUAUUUUCUCACUCGGCCGUGUAAUUCGAUAUCAAAAUAAACCGCAUGUGUCACACCGGCCUGUUUUUAAGCAACUCUAUUUACUGAAAUAAUAACUAUAUUAUGUUGUUAAUCUUUGUAAAUGUAUAUAUAUAUAUAUAUAUACAAUGCAGAUAUUGCAGAUUUUAUUUUAUUGCACCCGUACCCAGGUAUCUAUCGUCUAUAAUACGUUGUUAUAUUAGACGCAGACCAAUAAAAUAAAUCCGUUUAAAAUCGCCUCUUCGGACCGAACUGGAAAUACAGUUAUGAACAGUUAUUCAAUACACUAUAGGCAGGUGUAGUAAAAUUAAGCCGCCAAACGUUUCUGAAGGUUUAUUUUUAAAAAAAUACUCUGCUCUCCGGUCUAAACGGACAAAUUAUUUCUGUACAACAUUGUAUUAUUAUGCAUUAAAUUGUAGUGCGCCGUGUUCCGGGUCCUUAAUUUCGUAUGGCCGUCGUCCGUCGCGUGUACAGUCCGAUACAAGCGUAAUUGAAACAAAUAAAUAAUAUCAUAAACGUCCAAUAUUAUUAUCGUUUUUUUUUUUUUUUUUUUUUCCCGUCCACUAUAGUAACGUGAUAAAUGCGUAUUAUAUUGGAUGUAACGAUUUUUUAGUUUCGGAUCGUUAAGCCUUUAUAAACGCCUCGUUUCGGGCUACGCCAGCGCUUAUGAACAUUUUAUCGUAUCCGAGGCCCACGACUGCGGCACCCGAAAAACGUCAAGCCUCGUCGUCAAUAAUAUAUGACUACAUGCGACGGCGACGACCGAACGUGCCUGAUUUCGUUAGCGCUCUUCGUUAUCGUCAAAAAUUAUUGAAAAAUAAUAUAGUACAUAAUAUUAUUAAUUUUUUUUAAAAACUGUUACGCGUCGAAGAUAGCGAAAAAAAGAAAAAAAAAACCUAGGUUUAAGUUUAUACAAUUAUUAUUAUAUCUAAGUAGGUGUAUAUUUUUUUUUUCAACUCUUUGUAAACGCACGAUAAAGAAUCACUGACCGUUUCGUAAGUAGGUUAUAAUACGGUGUAAACGCCGAGCGCCGCUGCAGCGAAACUGACCGGCUUUGAAUAUUUUAAACCGGAGACGCGUCCCUCGGCCUAAACAUUGCUGUACUGAACACGGUGGCGUACAUUUUAUAAUUUUUUUUUUUUUUUAUACUUGUUAUUACUAUAUUUUUUACCUUUUUUUCUCUCCGGUCUUCAUUCAUGUGUUUUGUAUUAUCUACACUUUCACACACGCGCGCGCGCACGUAUAAUAUGUUACGAGUGGCCCAAUGUCCCUCGGCCUAAACAUUGCUGUACUGAACACGGUGGCGUACAUUUUAUAAUUUUUUUUUUUUUUUUUUUUUUUUUUUAUAUUACUCGCACAGAUAAGGAAUAUAAAUAUUUAUAUUUUAAUUCCAUUUUUAUGUUUUAGUAUAAUAAACUAACGAAAUAACUUUGAUUUUAUUAUUUUUGAAAAAAUUUGAAGGUAGCCAAGAUGGCUCACAAGAUGACAAACUCUAUAAGAUAUAGAGUUUGUUCUUCUGAAAAUGUUGGCGUUUUAACUUUUUUUUUUCAUUGAAUUCGUGAUUUUUAAUAAUUUUUUUAAGUUUAGAAAAAAUAUUAGUUUCCUAUAAUUAUGGAGCAGGCUGUAAUCGCCUUCGCUAAUUGAUUAUUAUUAUUUAUGGCUAAUUGACCGCACAUUUUUUUCGCAAUACUUUAAAGAAUUUAUUAAAAACCACGAAUUUAAUGAACCUAAAAAGUCGACGCGUCAACGUUUUCAAAAGAAUAAAUUCUAUAAAAUCGUUAAACCGUUCAAAAAUAAUAAAAUAAAAAGUUAUUCGUUGAAGAUUUUUACCAAAACCAAAAAAUUGAAUUCAACUGUAAAUAUGUAUAAUCCGUAUCUCUACGAGUAAUAUAUAUAUAUAUAUAUAUAUAUAUAAAUAUAUACAUAUGUACGUAUAUCAUAUAUAUAUAUAUAUAAAAAACAACAGUAUUUGAUAAUUUUUUAUUAUUUCCGGAGAUAUUACAAUAUGGAUAUAUCUUCGUGGGGCACUCUGUACACAUGUAUUUUAUACACGUGAGUAUACAUACAAAAAUGUAGAAUAUAAUCGCGAGCGAAUAGGUUCCUGCAAUACAAUGCAAAUUCACAAUUGAAUCGCUAUGUAUUUCAGAUAUAUGCAUAUAUAUAUAUAUAUAUUUAUACGAUUGUCCUGCCGCAGUUCGAAUUGUAAAUUAGAAAAUAUUCCAAUGAACUGGAGAACCGGUUGCGUGUUAUUUCGAUGCACCAGUGAGAUAUACAAAAAAAUGCAUUGGAAUGGAAAAAAAAAUAAAAAAUAUUUACAGUCGAACGAGUUACGGGUAAAUUACGCGAUUUACCUACGAAAUAAAAUGCUAAAAAUAAUAACAGUUAUAUAAUUUUAUUAUGCAAUUUUCGGUUUUUUUUUUUAAAAAAAAAAAUGUAAUGUAUACUUAAUAUAUUACACAUUUAAUUGAAAAAAAAAAAAACAAAUCGUGAAUUGCGUAGGGAUAAAAUAAAUGGUCCAUACAGUGUUAUAUUAUAUAGUAUAAAACAUUAUUGACGUAUUUGACCGUAUGCGAAUUUAAACACUGAGCUUACUUAUUGCACUAAAUGACUGCGAUCGUGACCGCUUUAUGAUCAUUCGACGAUCAUAUUGAAUUACUUCAAUUGUAAAUACUUCACGUAAUUAAAUACGUUUUUCAGUACGAUAGACUUUCAAACAAUCAUAGGUCCAAUUUACUAUGCAAUAUAAUAAUACGGUUGCUUUGUGUUUCUAGGAAAUCUGUAACAGACCGGUUUUCGUCAGCGAUUCGGCGUCUCAAUUCGAUAUCAGUCCAGGAAAAAUGGGUAAGUGUAUACGUUCUCGAUGUAGACGAUGUAUUUUUUUUUUUUUUAUAAUUGGAAAACAGAUAGGAUGAAAAAAAAAGAAAACAAAUCAUCGUUUGGAUCGUUCUAAUCGCUAAUUUCAGGGCCGGCUUGAAGGCAGUCCAAGCUAUGCGCUCGCACAGAGCCCCGCGCUUUUAGAAGCCCCGCGUCUAGUCGCAAUCAUAGCUAUACGAUGGUAAUUUCGCAUUAUAAUUUUGGAAAAUACAAAUUAAAAUUGAUGAGCUAAGAAGAAUCGUAUUGUAAAGAUUUACCUACGCUUGAUAUUAGAAGAGUAAUUGAGUAAAAAAAAAAAAAAAAAAUAAAAGCUUAUUGAGGCCUCUCAAAAAUAACUGCACAGGGCUUGGACAUUUUCCAAGCCGGUCCUGACUAAUAUAAUACGUGCACCAUUUUCUACAUCGCCCGAAAACCCUAUUGUUUUUCCCCUAGUAUACGUGCAAAUCGAUACGGGUACACUACGAAUUUAGAUUUUUUUAUUUUUGAAAACUGAAGAAUUUUGACUUUCACUUCUGUGAUUUGUACGUGUGUAUGUAUAUUUAUGUAACAUGUAUAAAAUAUAAUAUAGAUGUAUGGAAAGAUAUACGAGAAAAAUCAUUCGCAGAGAGAGUGCCCGUGCCUAAUUUAUGACUGUGUUUUCUGACAGAAAUGUUUGAUACAAAUAUCUUUUUGGUGAAUAUUUAUACAUAUCUAAUUGUAUUAUUCUGUCGAAUCAUUUUUUUAUAAUUAUGAUUCAUUUUUUUUUUUUUUUUAUAAUAAUACGCUUACACCGUUGGUUUUAAUUUAAAAAGUACCCAAAUCUAAUUAUUAUUUUCCAAUUUAUUAGCAUGCAAUCAGAGUUUGGUUUUUAUUAAUCUAAAAAUACAAUUUAAUUGAACUAGUUUUACUGAACACAAGCAAAACAAAAUAAAAUAUAAUGUAUACAAAUACGGAGCGUUUGCAUUAAAAAUGUAUUCCACCACCUACUGUCAUGAUUAUAAACGAUUAUAAAUCAAGUUUUAACUUGAUCAUUUUUUAUCGUUAUGUGGAUUUUAAUUUGUUGCAGUCGUGAGUAUGUCCAUGACUCAUGGAUGACAAAUAUACGUUCAAUUUUUAAACGUAAACGACCCGUAUAUGAUUAUUAUAUUACAAUGUUGAUGGGAUUAUCUCUAACCCUUCAUAUUGUUAUAUUUAAAAAUUAUUAUUAUGGGAUUUUAUUCUGUCGACUUUGUUGUAAUGUGAUAUCUGCUAAUGAUUUUUUUUUUUUCAACCGAAAUCGACCGUAAAUACAUACAACCUAUUAUAUACCUAACAGUACCCCGUGUUUAGUGAUUUCUUGAUAUUUAUUUCAUCGUUAUUAUUAAUAAGUUUCGAUUUAUAUAUUAUAAUAUUGCGCACAAACAAAAUAUCUUCAAAACUAUGUAGGAUACUCAUAAUAUAUUUCUCUUGCCAUCGCGGUGAACUAUUUUUCGUUCGUAUUUGCGUAUAGGAAAUUUUUUUUACGAAAUUUAUGAACUCAAUAAUAUCCAAAUUCACUAUUGAAUAAAAUGUUUACGAGUAUAGUAUGUUUAACACUUAUCAUAAGAAAGCAAUUUUUGUCGUGAUAUAAACUAAAAUAAAUUUUUGGUAAAACCGUUUUGCGCAUGACAACUGUCUUUUUCCGUAUUCAUAACAGAAAUACCGAUAUUUUGAGAACCCAAAUUAAAGAACUUAAUCUGUGCUAUAGUGUACUUUUGUUUUUUUUUUUUGAUAAUAUAAUUAUAAUUAAAAUUAUCUAUUUACAAACUUCCGUUUAUUUUUUCUAUUUUUACUUAUAAAAGAUAUGAGAAAUGUCACCGAAAAAAAUUAACAUGGAUUGAGUUCUUCUUUAUGUGUUUUAAAAAUUCGGUACAUUUACUAAAAAUGUGAAAAUAGUUGAGAGUUAAGUUGUCCCGUGCAAAACAGUUUUUACAAUUGAAUUACGAUGGCGUGUAAAAUCCUCUUAAAAUAAAAAACAAUGUUCAUGCAAGUUAUAAUAUUAAUUUCAUAAAAGUAACCAUAUGUGUUAUUUUAUACACACAUAUAUAUAUAUAUUAGUUCUUAUAAUACGGUGACAAUUAAUUAGACGGUCUUGAUGGAUUUUUAUUUGCAAUAUACUAUUUAUCCUCACUAGUUAAGGCAGGUAAUUAAUAAUUACAGUCGUUUAAAUAAUUACUAAUUAACGACUGCAAUUUGAGAUGGUCGGUACAGACGUAGUUGCAACAACAACGGUUUACAGAUUCAUAAUUCGAUAUUUUCACAAUACCAAUACGCGUACGGCCGAAAUUUAACCGAUAUCUUUAAUGACCGUUUCAAAUUAAAUGGCUGUACAAUUUACUAUAUACUUGAAAAAUUGAUUGACAAUAAAACAACAACAAAAAAAAAAAAACUAUUUAAUCCAAUAUUGUACAGUUGUUAAGAUUUUCUAGUCGAUUCAAAACAGUAAGCCGUUAUACAUAAGUAUUAAGCUAUAAACAACUGUAUUGAGUAUUAAAUAUUGAAAUGAUAUUUAAUAUACUUUUGUAUUGUAAAGCAGCUGUUUAACGGAAAUUAAAAAUCUUAAUAUAAAACUAGGUUUUACGUAUUGUUAAUUACCGCAGUUUCAUUAAAUGUGUACAAAUCACCAGAGAGAAAAAAAAAAUGUUGUAACAAACUUGUUUGUUAAAAAGAAAAAAAAAAUCCUUACGUUAUUUCCAUCGGUUCAUCAGUAUGAUAUCGUAAAAAAUAUGAUUGCAGUAUUACAGUAAUGCUAUACACAUAAAAUAGCAUUGAUGAAACGUACCUAUAAUAAUGUUAAAAUUAUUUUCACUCGAUUUAAUGAACUGUUGAAGUACAUGUGCAUAAUAUAGAACUUACGUAUAAACCUACACACGAGUACCUACUCAAACAUAUUUUAUCCGUUAUGAAUAAAUAUUGUAAGUAUAUAUACAUAAUUUUUUUUUUUUUUUGUAUACCUAUGCAAAAAAAGAUUGCCAUGUACGGACCUGUUCUACCAAUUUUCUUUUAUAUUGCAUACGUAGGUAAAUAAUACAUUUAUGUAGGAUCAAAAUAGCUUAUAUCGUGACGGUCACAGCCUUGCGUAGGCGAUAAUUUCAUUUUAUUUUUAAUAUUUUAAAAAAAGUGCAUGUUUUUUUUAAAAAUUCACAAAAACUUAUAUAGCGUACGGUGAUUGGUUGAAUAUGAAUAAAUAUGUUUCGAACAAUAAUAAAUACAAAUUUGGAGUUCAAAGAACACUGCUGACUUCAAGUUGGAAUGUUGUAAAAAAAAAAAAACUGAACAGUAUGGAUGAUAUUCUACAAGGUUAUUGUAUUUAUUUUGAUUGCGUGUGACCAAAUUUUAUAUAAAACGUUAUUACCAAAAAUAAUAUUUGAUAUCGAAUCGAGAUUAAUUCAUUGACUAAUAUAAUAUACAAUAUAUUGAUGUAUAAUAAAAGUUACUGAAGUAUUUAGAGUCUCGCUAUAGAACUUGCGUCUUGCGAUACAUCAGACAGAUAUUAAUUGAUAAUUUUGAAGUGUUAAAUAUGAUAUAUGGUUGAAUAAUCUCAACAAGCAUCUUAAUAAAUACGUAAUACUGAAUAUUUUAAAGUUGUUUUUUUUUUGUAUUUCUGAAUUUGUUGCUUUAAAAAUUGCAAAAAAAAAAAAAAAAGAACCUGCGAAAAGAAAUUGAAUAAACCGUAAAAAUUGUAAAAUCAAGAUAACCUUACCAUAUUGUAUAAACAUAUAUAUAUAUAUACACGUAAAUAAUUUGUUUCGUUUUGGAGACAAAUUAUCGCGUAUGAAAAUUAUAUUUGUUAUUAAUUGUUAUGUAAUCUCUUUGUGGGAAUAUUAAAAUUUUCAACAUCUAAUAAAAGGACGUAUGAAAGAAUGUAAAUAGCCCCGUGUAUUAUGAUAAACGUAUUUUUUUUCCCCGAGACCUGAUUUAUUAAUUAACUAUAAUUUUGGUAUAUCAAUCGAAUCGAGUUUACAAGUUUUUGAUUGUAAUUUCGUGAUACUGUUUGAGAAAUGUAAUACGAAAUUGUUACUUUAGGUAGACAUGUUGUGUUAUAAUAUAUAGGUCUACUGUAACAACCGGAUUGAAUUACAUGCUUACUAUAAAAGGUAGAUAGGUAUACUUAUACAUUCAACAUUGUCGAUCCUAUAUCGAGAAAAUAUUUCAUUAUACGCGUUUGUAAUUUUGGUACAGGCACGUUCAAAAAUUACAAUGUUAAGAGGCCGUCACGAUGCGUCACUGCAGUGGUAUUUGUCGUCUCUGUCUUUCUAACGGGAAAUUAUGUAGGUACAAAAUACGCGUUCGCGUAAAAACAAAACUGAUAGGCAUUUAAAAUCGUUUUAAGAGAUAAAACACCUACAGUAAAAUUUGUAGAUGAUUACAUUUUGAAGACGACGUGUCUGAAAAACCACUUUUAUACGAUUCUGUGUACCUUCGAUAAUGAGUUGAAUAUAAUUUAGUGAUAAAACGCCGAUCGCUGAUUGUUUUCAAAAUGUUGUCAUCCACGCAUCGAUUAUAAUGCGAUUAUGCGCAUCAGUUAUAAUCAAUUAUAUUAUCAGUGUUAUCUCUGAGACCGAUUUUAAAGGUUUUUUUCGUUUGUUUGUUUUACACGAAUACAUUUUUGCUGAAUUGCCCGUUAAAAAGACUGGCGAUGAUGGCGAUCGUUUGCCAUUGUUUCGCGACCUCUUAAACUGCCGAAUUGUUUUAUUUUAAUAUGAUGUAUCUGAAUUAAUUGUGAUAAUUGUGAUUACAUACGGUAGUUAUUAUUUCGAGGCGAAAUUUUACAAUAAUAGCGAAUUAAACAUUUUCAAAUCGGGAUGUCGAAUUAAAUAACGUAUUAUGAUAUUGUUAGGAAAUAGCGUCAUUGGAAAAAAAAAAAAAAAAAAGUGAUUACCUAAUCAACCGAAAGGAAAUUAAAUCGCCCUUCCCACCUGGUGUUGUAUUGUUUAGUCGACGAUGAGUAUUGCAACACGACGGAACUGAACAAAACUACAUGUGGAUAUCGAUCAAGCGUAUCUAUACAUUCGACGGGAACAAUGCGAUUUCAUGCGCUUAUAUAUAUAUUAUUAUUAUUAUUAUUAUUAUUAUUAUUAUCUGUGAUGAUAGCGUGAUGCGCGAUACCACGACAAGAGAACGUUAACACAGGAUGAAGAUUGUGUACCUACGUCCUAUACACGACCUUGUGGGAAAACAAAAUGUAAACAAUACGGUUUUUGUGAUAAUACUUUAUGGUCCACCGUCCACAACGUUGUCCGCCGAAUUCGGUAGUUUCCUAUAAAUAUUCGACAAUUGUGAUGGUACACCGUAACAAAUCAAAUAAAAAUCCAACCGUAUUUUUUCAGAUUUGUUAAUUUUCGAUUAAAUAAAUUUAAACCAUAUUUAAAUGGACGCGAUGAUAUUAUAGGUAUAUGAAUUUCGAGUUAGUUAAAAAAAAAAAAAAAUAAUAGAAUAAACAAAUAAUAUUAUUAACAAUGUGUAUAUAACUACUUAAAAUAAAGAAAGAAAAUAUGAUGAACGCCAGUCAGGAUGAGACGUGAACGAUGCGAUGUGAAUCCGGUGAUUUCGGAGUUACGUUCACAAGACUGGAACGAAUUGACUGGGCCGUUGUAAUGAUACUCUUCAAAACUCGCUUGUCGACUGGAGAUUCACCAAGAGAUAUUAUGCGUACAUACAUACAUUAAAUGUAAUUAAAAUGGUUAACCAUCUCUGUUGGAGUCAUCUACUGUGUCUUAUUAUUUUUGUAUUUCGAGUAAAUCCAAUUUCGCUACUGCGCUGUCCGGAAAAUUAAUUUUUGCGCAGAGAAAAAUAUUUGCUAAACAUUUUUCAUAGUAUUAUAGCAGGUAUUUUAUACCAAACGAAUCGUUGAUUCCGGUUAAUAAAUAUACAUUUUGUUGAAAUUAUGAAAAAUAUAACGCUGCGACAUCGUCCAAAAAUUACCUUAUUAGUACGUAAUUAAUAAAUCCAAUAAAUGCCAUAAUAUAUUUUAUGCACGUGCCUACUUCUGUAGCAAGUAAAUUGUUUUGCAGAGUGGACCGUUCAAUAACAUUCAAUAAAGUCACAAUAUUUGUUCAAAUAAGGAAAAUUGUGAAAUGAUUCGCUGUUUUGCGCGUCAUGUUAUCGUCCGGAUACAUAGAUCAUGAUUACGAUGUCGCUAUUUGUUUCGCUAAAUGUUCAUCGUAAGCUCAUUACACAUUUUAAAAUAAUUGCUUUAAAUAUCUUGUGAUGUCACUGAUGCAUAGGCAUGGUGAGGAAUUUAUUAGUUUCGCUAGAAUGGAUUGGGUUUUUUUUUUUUUGUUGUGUCUGUGAACAACAUGUAUACCGGAAAUCAGUCAAAAAACGACAAGAGAUCUUUUUUGAAGUAAUUUAGUAAAAGUCACAGCGUUUCAAAAUGUGUUUAACCGAAUUUCGGUCAGAAAUGUAUUUCUUUAACAAUAAUUUAUCGUUGAAUCAAAAAUUAAAUAACUCUAUGCUUCCAAACUUCCUUCCUACAACCACUGGCAUGCCUAUCAGCAGUAUUAUCUGGGUUUUUUUAAAAUGGAGUGACAAAAUAUUCGAGUUGGUACGCUUGAUACUUUUAAAGGCAGUAAAUCCGUCAUACAAAUUUGAAUAGAAACUGUACAAUUCCAUAAACAACAAGUUCUGUAGAUCGUAAAUAACAAAUAAUUUUAUCGGCAGUAAAUUAAUAUUGUAAUAUUUUUUUAAAGUUUUCGUCCGUUUUGUCAUGCGAUACAACUGAAUAAAAUCUGCGUUUAUAUUGUAACAUUGAGUUUUCGGAAGCGUUUGAAAAUAAAAAUAAUAAUAAUGAAAAUAAUGUGUGUGUAGCGUAUACAAAUAUUGUCGAAUUAAUACACUUACAGGAUAGCGACCGUAUGAAAUAUAAUUAUUAAUUAUUAUUCUUAUAUCAAGAAUAUUCUUUUAUAUUUAAAGAAGAUACCGUUCAAAUCGCAAGAUUAUUAUUUGUACAAAAAUUGAAUUAUCUCGUGUAUAGGGUAUUUUUGAAUCGUUUAAAAUACGUAUCCAAAGUAUAUUAUUUUAUAACGAGUACGCAUGUUUGAUAGUUCAUACGGAACGGAAUAAUAAUGAUAGUGUGACAAUAUAAUGUACAGUUUGUUUAUAAGGUUAUGUAUACGAAAUACUGGUUUAUAAUUUUAUCAUUAUGUAUAAAAAUGCAAAUUUAUAAAUAAAUAAAAUAUAAAAUAAAUAUAAAUAGUAUAAACAAAAACUAUAUAAUAAUUAAAAAAAUUAUGCAAUUUUUCAAGUAAAAAUUGGAGGUAUAUAAAAAAUUAAUCUACAGAUAUAUGGAAAAAAUAUAUUCCUAGCUUUCUAUUAUUUACAUAUUUUUAACUUCUUAAACUUGUAUUGUACAAGGUAAAGUUUUCAUAAAGGACGUAAAGUUUUGCUUGAUGAAACUGUAAUAAAAUCACAUUGCCAAAAAUGAAAAAGUAUUUGGAAAUAAUUUCGUUUAGAGACUACUGUGCUUUGUUAAAUAUGUUAUAACUUAUAAUAUAUCAUAUAUAUAUAUAUUUUUUCCAUUACUUUUGAACGCUUUUAGCUGCUCCCUCUGGACCAAAUGAGUUUAAACUUAGGAACUGAGAGUUUUUUUUUUUUUUUUAUAAAUGGAUUGAAAUGAUCAAAGUUUAGUUAAAUUUUAAUAUGAACUCGCUCAACUGUAUUGUUGUCGGAGAAAAGUUUAUAUUUGGUUUUGUAAACCCAGACAGACUUCUCAAAUGAAGCCAGAGGAAUGGUAUUUUGAAUAGACGUGACGUAAACAUCAAGGGUAAGCAAUUUGGAGGUUUUAACUUAAAACUUGCAUUUUUAUGCUCGAAUUUCAAGUUUUUACAGAAAAUUCAGGGUUUUAAAUGCCCUUACAGAAUAAACGUAAUACAAAUCUGACUACAACCAUACAGCUAUUUUAGAUCAAUUUUCUAUAAUAUAUAAAAAUAGAAAAAAUUUAAUAUUGUAACGGUAACAAGUCAAUUGGGUGAACAUUCACUUUGUUUUUUGUUUAACUAGAUAUAUUUUUCCGUACGCAUAAACGUAAAUAAUAUAUAUAUACAUAUUAUUUCGUUUUUGUAUCAUCUUCUUUUAUAGAAGAUAAUUGAAAACAAGACGACAGUAAUUAUAUAGCAAACUGGAAUUAUACUGGAAUUAUUAAUAUGUUUGUGGCAGGUGAUAAAUGGCUAGUCUCUUGUCUGGGCGUGUUGUACCUUUGUAAAGGUCUGUUCUACCGCGUAGUGCCGGCCGACCAGACGCUUUCCAGCGACAAAGAGUACAGCGGCGUUUUCCGGUUUCGUUUGUGGUGGUGCGGCGAAUGGAUGGAAGUGUUGGUCGACGAUCGACUUCCAACGGUCAACAACCGGCUGGCGUUUUUGCAAUCUACACAUACCGAUCAGUUUUGGCCGGGACUGUUGGAAAAAGCGUACGCCAAGUAAGUGCAAUAGUAAUUAUUUGCAAUUAAAAUAAUCGUCUCCGUAUGAAAAAAUACUUUCAUACGGUAUACGGAUCGUAUCUUCUUGUACGAUUUAAUAACAUGAUUUACCCGACCCAUGCUUACGCGCGUGGCGUGUUCGGGAUUUUUCAAAACGGGGAUGGGGUACAUCGAAGAAUACUCCGACGCACUGCAGUGGGGCCGAUGACACCGAAAGCUUGCGAGAAAUUGGAUUUAUCGAAUUGAACUAUUUUAUCAUAUUAUAUAGGAGUUCGUACCGCGUUAAAAACCGGCUUUGUGUACGAAGUGCAACUUAAACUGUCCGAGUACAACGGCCGAACGGUAAUCCGCCGAGCAUCAUAAUAUACAAACAAACAGUGUAACUUUUGAAAGUUUUACUGUUUUUCCUAAAACUUACCGAUUUCAUUGUGUAUUUAAUUAAUUUUAUCACUGAACCAUUAGCUACAAGUCGACGUUUUUUUUAAAUCUAAAAUUAACAUUUUAAACGUAAGAGUUACCGAGAUAAUUUUGUAGUUCUAUGAUCACGAUAAAUUUCUCUUCCAAGUCUUUCCAAGCUAAAUUAAUUACGAAAUGCAAUUUUUAUAGUCAAUAGAUAGAGUAUUAUUCUUUAAUUACGAUGAAAAAAAUUUUACCCAUAUUUAUCCCCUUUUGUGUAAAUAGCUUUUGUCUACGGAGUUAUAUAUUAAUUUCGCACUAACAGAAAAAAAAUUUAAAUAACCGCCAUAAUACUUUGAAAAUUUGAAUAAUAUAAACCUAGAAAUGUUCGAUACGAAUUUCAGGUUGAUAUGAAUAUUUUAAACUGAAUAAUGACAAAAUUCACAGAAACCGUUGUAGCGUAAAUGUUUCCGUGUUCCGACUUUUUCUCCGAUUUUUCCCAAUUAUUAAGAAAACUACAAGAAAAAUAUUAUAAAUAGCCUCCUCAAUACACCAAGUAGAUGACAUUUUCCACCAAAAAGCAACCUAUGUAGUCGACGAACGGAUUAUAAUUUCUGGUCAAAAAGUUGUUUAUAAACGGACAAAAGAAUAAUAAUAAUAAUAAUAAUACAAAAUAUAGUAAAUUAAUAUUAGCAAACUUUUGAUGUAAUCUGUCCCACUGUGCGAAAUAACAAACGAAUACAAAUUAAAUUUCAAAACGAGAGGCAUAUAAGGGUUCUAACCUUCUAACAUCUAAAUAGAUGUGAAAACUGAAAUAUCGAUUAAAAAAAAUAUCCAACAGCGCUAAUAUAUAUCUCCCGUAUAAUAAUAUUAUAUUAUGAUUAUAGUCAAGGUCGUAACUGGAAACAAAUUUCGGUGGAGAUGGUCCAACAUUUUUUAAAUAUAGUUACUUGACAUUAAAUAAACUAUAUUCACUUCAAAACAUUUUUUUAUUUUAAAAAACUCAGGUGGGGUCCGAACACCCGAACCUCCCCUUUAGUGACGGUCUGAAUCAUAGCCAUACGUCAGUAUUAACAUUUCGUGUUGGAUAUCGGGUAAUUUUUAACGUAAGUAAACCUAACAAUAAGAAUAGUAUAUAACUAUAUAAAAUUACGUUUUUCUAUUAACAUGAAACCGAUUAUACCGUACAGUACCCUAUUAUUAUUAAAUGUAUGAAAAGAGUGAGAGACAACUCAUUUAAAAACGGAUUGCUGCCUGGUUUCCGGGUCGCUAUAAUCGAUUGGUACAUAGUAUGAUGAAACAUAAAAAUUAUCAUACAGUGUCCAAGUAUUACAUACCCGGAGAGUUAGUUGUCAGAAAAAUUACAAGGGGUAAAUACCUUUUUUCGUAUUACGGUUCUUGUACACGUGACUUUUUUUUUCUUAUUCCAAGAGGGGACGUUUCCGACGUAAAGGUUUUAUAGACUUUAGGAUUUCAUUUCGGGUUUUCACAGUUUCGGGUUUGGACGUGGCGGAGAAUUUUUUUAGACAUUGAUGGUGUUGACUGUUGUCGCAGCACGCUGUGCCUACAACUCCCUUGUCAUUUUUCGGAAAACUGUAUACUACUAGGAAUAAUAAUAUUUAGAUAGUGAAUAUUUCAAAACGCGAUAUUUUUCCUAAAUAAUACAAACACGGUAGGUAAAAUAUUCAUUUCUCUCGAUGUUAUAAAUUUAAAAUAUUGAAAUAUUUUAUGAGCUGCAAAACAAAUGAUUAAUUGUUGAAAUUUCAACGACGAAAUUAUGACAGUUUAAUAAUAUUAUAGUAUAAAAGUAUGAAAAUUACGAAUUGUAGAUAGGUAUAAUACCGACCACAUAAAUACAUAAUUACAUAUGAAAAUUAUGUAAAGGUUUCGUAUAGUAAAUAUGUGACCUCGACAAAAAAAAAAAACCUUUCGCUAUAGGUACCUAUGUGUAAACGGAAUUAGGAAAAUAAUAUGUGUUAUAUAAUACACUUAAGUUUACUAAGUAAAACAAACAAUACGUUUCACUUAAAAAAAUGUAAAUAGAUAUGAAUUAUAGCGAUUUUUUUUAAAUAUGUGACUUAGGUAGGUGCCUAAUUAUCGUAGAUAGAAUUGAUAUUGGAUAUAUUAUAAAAAUAUUAUUUCUCAUUUUGUAUACAAAAUGAAGUUAAAAAAAAAAAAAAAAUGUUUAUCAAAAUACAUUGUGUACAAAACAAGUACAUACCUAUCUACAGUAGAAAUUGUAUGUUACAAGGUUCAUUACUUUUAGCAUUUGCAUAUUUUUUUCGAGUGAUCUUAGAGAUACUUAUGUUAGCUAUAAAUCCGUUUCAGGAAAUCACGAAGCUAUGUACGAAAUUUUGUGUCGCAUAUUUCGAAACUAAAGUGUUAUUUUGCUUUUUUCCUAUGGCUGAAUGCUAUUUCAAUAACGUAGGCUUCAAAAUAUACUUAAUAUUAUGCGUAAAAUAGUAUAUUAUAUUUAUAGUUCUUAGAUAUUUCAUAAUUAUCAUUUUUACAUAUUUUGUCAUUUUUAGUGCAUAUCUAAGCGCUUAUAUACAUGUUUUUAAGAGCAUAUUAUUGCGUUUAUUAAUUUUUUUUAGGGGUAAAAGUUAUAAUCCCCGGUUAUUAUAAUGUAGGCACUAAUUUUGUUUUUGUUAUAAUAUAAACUGAAUGUUUAAUGGAUUUUUUUUAUUUUUCUUCAUUUACUAGUUUAUUUUUAACUGACACAUUAACAUAAAAUGUUAUUUUCCGUAAGUAACGAAGAUAAUAAAUGUAAAAUUGUUUUUAACUUUCCAUUAAGUAGGUACCUAACCGUAUAAUAGGUACACAAACCAGGUAUACACCAUACAUAUUAUUAUAUUAUGAAAACUAUAAAUUAUUGGAUCUCAAUGCCCAUUUGCUAUUUCGUUAAGAUUCCGCGUUAUCUUAUUCGCAAUAGAAAUUUACACUGCGCACUCAUGUUUAAAAAAAAUGUUCAACCUCGAUUGACUUCCUACGCUUCAGAUGUAGUUUAUCUUUAUCUAUUUUCUAUUAUGCAAAGCCGUUUAUACAGGUGACUUUGAAUACAAUUCAAUAAUAUUUCUGAUUGUCAAAUCAUAUAUUACUAUAAAGUUUAUAUUGACUUUAGAUUAAAUAUGCUGAUCUGAACUUCACAAAGACGGCAAUGGAAAAACAUGACUUGGCUUAUUUUUGUUAUUAUUAUUAUUAUUUUUAUUUUGCCAAACGAGAAUAUUACGAGAGAAAUAAUAAUUCUUUAGCUGAAAACACGAAUCAAGAUUUUUUUUUUCUUAAAUCACAUACCAACUAUAGUCGAGGUGUUUGUGAAAGUUAUUGUCGUUAAAGAAGAGUUUAGUUUUGAUCCCAUUUUUUAAUACGUCAUAAAUUACUUUGCAACGUACAAUAUGUCAUAUUAUGGGUACCUACCUAAUUAAGAUUAUUAUAUUUUUCUUCAGAUAAUAUUUUUAAAUUAUUUAUAUUCUGUAUAAAAAAACAUCCCGGUUAACUGUAUGAUAAUAUAACACGGUCGGAAUAAUGCGCACUAGGUUUACACAGAUUGUCGGGACGAUAUCAACACCGUUUCUCUUCUCUCUCUUCCCCGCGAGAGCCGAGAGCUGAUGAAAAAUAACAUUUUUUUUUUUUUUUUUUACAACUUGAAAUAUUUAAAUUCGAACCACACACCUUCCCUUCGACGAAUAUCUGUCUCCCGGCCCUCGGAUACUGAUUGAUACGUAUUCGUUUUAUUAUUAUUAUUAUUAUACACACCUGCGGUCAUUUUAGAAACCUGUUAGCGGCAGCCGGUACGCGGUCCCGCAGUGCGCGCGCACAAAGCGAACGGUCACUGAGAAAUCGGUGAAAACCGUCGGGUGUCGUACCCACUAACUACACUCGUAUAAGGCACAAACUGUAUGGACAAUGGGCGUCACACAAAGUUUGUGAAAAAUUAAUCAUUAACAUUAUUGCCGUUUAUAGUUUGUCGUCGUCAAUCUUACCAAAAUUGCUAAUAAAUUCCGGUAGUUUCACGAUAAUGUAAUACGGACGCUGACCUUGAAGGUUUCUUUUCGCCUGCGUUACUCGUCACAACGCGUUGAAAACGAGAACUCGUCUUGUCAAAAACAAAAGCAAAGCGAAUCAAUGAGAAAUCGAUGUCAACUGUUGAGAUUAGAAUUUAUUAUCGACGUACGUCUUUAAUGCCGACGAGCCGGUGGCCGCGAGGAAAAAGGCCUCCGAAUCCCGUGAUCUGUCCGACGCGGUUUUCCCGUUCCCCCCCCCUCCCCCCGGCACUAUGUAAACCCGUCAUGGUUUUUUAUCCGCUUGAAUUUAGGUUUAACGUUUGGACACUGAUUGAUUUUAGUCCGAGUAGAAUCUGAGGUGUAUCCCUUACCGUGCGAUCGGUGACUUAUUUUGUAAAUUUGUUUAAUUGUCGACGGUUACCGGUCACGCGGUACGAGUAAAAUUAGAAGUUUCAGUCGGCGACCUUAUUACGAACGCCUUCUCUUCUCCAUACGAUUAUAUUACUAUCGGCGAGGUACAAAACCGAUUAGGUUCGCAAACUCUCUAUGCAGUCCCUAUAUUACACUAUAACGUAGUCAUGGCGCGCGAUGGAACGAAAAGAGCAGUUUAAGGAACCGCCGCGGACAGCCGUCGCCGCACGUGUCGGGGUCACGGCGCAUGGAAAGAUUUUAUUUAUAAGUAUUUUAAUAAUCUAAAAAGGGGCGUGACACACGACUCGUUACAGCGAAACGGCCGAGGCGGAGGACGAAAACGGUUAUUUACACAAAAUAAGUGAAAUUCGCAUUGGCCACGGGAAGGCGAUUCCGUGAUCCGUCGAUCGCCCGGGGCCGCGGAAUUGUGCGGAUCCCCUCGUGUGUUAUACCGUACGGACAACAACGGUAUAAUAUUAUUAUAUUAAUCGCGCAUUCCGUGUAAACGGACUAAGCGAUUCGGCCGACCGUGUGCGCUAAUCGAGCCGAAAACACGUGAUUUCGUGUCUGGGGGUCGUCGAACCCCGAAAGUCGUGUGCGAUACCGUCGUUUCCAAGGUCGCGGGGUUUCAGGCUUUGGCGGUCGCUUAACCGUGCGAGACGAUACGCAGUCGCGGUCGACGCCGUCGUUUUCGGCGACGGCGACGGCGGUCCUGCGCCGACACGACGACGAACUGUUGUAAUAUUACCGUCGUGAUAAAAAAAAAAAAAAAAAAAGACGUCUUAGGAUAAUGGGAACGGGCGCAGCCGUUUUUACGGAUAAUUUGAAGUAUACCCCUUAAGCAACGAUAAACCAUUGCUUACCGAAAAAACGAUUCUGAACGGAGUUCAGUUGAUAGUGAUCGUUCGUCAACGAUAUAUGUGUCAUAUUAUGGUAAAAUAAUUAAUUAGACAUGAUAUAUUUUCUUUGAUAUUGUAUCGAUUUUCUCAAUUUUCCUACGUUUGUCCCGUUUUUCCUACGGUUUUUUCUGGUUUUUCACAUUUGAUGAGAAAACUCGCCAAAAACACGAAAAAUAACCUCUCUAAAGUACCUCCCCAGUAAAGUUUUAGAAAAAUUUCUAUCAUUAAAAGUUGUAAAGCAGGACAUUUUUUCACAGAAAAAAAGAAGCCCGUAAUAUAUUUUAACUAAUACCUACAUUUUUUUUUUUUUUUUGGUUAUUCAAAUUUGAUGAGAAAACCCCUAGGAAAAUUAAAAAAUGACCUUCUUAAAGUACCUCCCCACACCGAUUUUCUUUCAGAAAAAGUGAUACACGUAGAAAUCUGAACAAGUCUUCUGGUAGAAAAGUUGUUAAAAGAUAAAAAAAAAAAACAUCUUUUUAAAUCUAUAAGCUUCUUCGCUCCAUUUAGAAUCUAAAAAACCGACCGAAGUGUUACAAUUACAGAUACGUAUGAUAAUAAUAUGAUAUAUUAUCCAUAUCUGUGGACUGUGAUUCCAAUAUUGUAAUUUCGUAAUUCCGUGUUAAUUGUUGACACCACAAGAGUGUGUCAUGUCGCCACCAGAUUGUCGGUCUCGGACAAUGACAAAUCAAUUGUGGUUUAUUAGACUCUUAUGGUACUAUAAUUAGAACCAUGAACAUUGUAAUAACAUUUGUGUUAUAAAAAAAUUGUCGCCCCUCUAGAUCUUUGCUCUCGACCCGUGUCUGUCGAAAUCCAAUAAUAAUAAUAUAAUUGUGUGCGUCAUGUUAAUUUUGACGCCCAGCCAUGGACGUAACUUGGCUAAUUUGUAUGGGGAGGGAGGAAGCAAAGUUUAUUUCAUUUCGGUAUACCUAAAGACAUUAAAAUAUGAUGAUUAUAAUUAAUAUAAUCAAAACUAUUAAAAUGUCUACUACCAAUCAAUUAAAAUUAAAUAUUUAUGUCGAUUGAAAUCUUCUUCUUCUUUGUGUCGAGUCUGCAUUAAACUGAUUAAUGAUGGUAUUGAAAUUAAUUUUACAAGUAUUUUCAGUAUGUAAAAUAGACCUUGGGUUCGGCAGUUUGGUUCGCCCAUAGAGUUACUCUAUGGGUUCAUCAUAAAGUACGACCGUAUUAUCAACGAACAAUAUACAUAGAAGUUUUUCUCAUCGCCCAGUAAUCGAGGGGUCGUUUUAACGAAAUCGUUGGGAAAACGGAAACUCGUCUGCUACUCGAAAAUAAUCAAAUCGACUUUCAAAUAAAUUCGCAAGUAUUAACCCCGUGUCGUAUUUUAUUUUAUUAUGUAUUCAUGAAAUUUGUGCGAAACAAAAAAAUAAAACGUACCAACUCUUCGUCAAAGCUGGUUUAGAAAUAAAACGUCUGUUCGAAAUUGCAUUGACGAAAAACAGCAUUUUCGAGACUGCACUAUCGGAAUUAAAUUUUUACAUUUCAUGGAUUCGUUUAUUAAAAUAACGCCUAACCCAGACGUCAAUACUCUGACGAGACGUUAUAACUGAUUAUUUAGAUUAAAUUACGAUCAUAUUAUUAUUCAUGUAAUUUGAAAACAUGAUCGAUAGUUUUUCGAUCAAAAUAUAAUAAUAAUAUGUAAUCAAACCUACUCGGACUAUAUGUAUAUGCACGUGGGUUGUUUUAAAUUGUCUUAAAAAAAAAAAACAACAACAAUUUAUUGUACCACUUAUAAAAUACUAUAUUACAUUAUGUAUAUAAAAAACACGUGGGUCCUGUAAAGGUUAUUACCACGGUCCGCAGUUUAUUCAAUCCGUAAAUCUGAUGGUCAAAAUAUUUUUUGCAUUAUCUUCGUGUCACAUGUAAAGAACGGAUAAUUUGUUAAUUUAUUUACUUGAGACACGGGACUUUAAUUGCCCCGAAAUGACAAAUGGUACUGUGAUUUCUAUAUGCUGAUCGUUUCGCGGGUUACGAUCAAAUAGUAAAUGAUAAAAGUUCAUCAAAUUGAAAAUCUAAAAUCAAUCAAUAAACGCCGUAGAUUUUGUAAAUUUUGAUAAAAUUACAAUAUUCAUAAUAAUAUCGUGGAAUAUUAUAAAUUGAUACACUCGCGCCUGGUUGCCGUCAUUGGUUAUAAUAUCAGAUAUCAUAUUAUACUACUGUUGGAUGUUUUAAUAAGAUGCAAGGUCGUGCAAGGUCGGCGUGCUAUCGUAUUUAGCACGAAGGGACGUUAGGUUAAUUAUUAAAUUGAGCUGGUAUAAAGGCGAUAACAAUAGGUAAUGCUAUAUUUUACGAUACCGAAUAAAUUAAAAAAAAAUAAAAGUAAAAAGUAAAAAAAAAAAAAAAAACGUUAUUUCAUUGUUUAUCCGCCAUCUACAGAGUUUUUUUGUUGUAACCAGCGUUCCCUUCCAACUAUUUUUUUUCGGAUAUCACGCUUUUUUCAUGAUUCCGUUUAAAUGGGAUCGGUUGUGAAUUACUAAAUAACCCUGUACUGGCGUACUUAACUUGAAAAUUAGGUGACAGGUUUUAGUUGGUAAACAAUGUAACACUUUCGAACAAACUCUCGUCAGAGAUAUCCCUGAUAAUCCUGCUACUCCGUAUAAAUAAUAAGCCAUUGAUUGGGGCGAUUGGAAGUUGACCACGAUUGUUGACCAAUCUGACACUGCUAAGAUUAUGUGGUUUUUUCCGUAUGUGAAUAAGUCUUUGACCAGAAUACUCGCUCCGAUCAUCAACAACUGGUUACUGAUAGCGAAUUCCGUCUUGUUGGUGAAUUGAAGGAGGUAUUUUUUUUUUUUGAUUUUACUUGUCUGAAUAACGAGUGAAAAACCGAGGAAAAAAAACCGUCGGAAAACGGGGAAUAUUUACGCAAUAACCGUGUCUGUUAAUUUUGAUACGCAUUCGUUGCAUCGUGUACGAUUAUGCUUCGAACAUUGUUUUCGAUUACUAAACCGUUCGAAACUGGAAAGCGAUACAGGCGGUUUUUUUUUUCUAAGCCCGCGACGAUGUUCCGCGGUGUAACACAUUCGUGUUUCGUAUAAAUCAUGCGUCUUGUGUACUAUAUUAUACGUAUUAUACCCGUGCCUCUCCGACUUGUAAAAAAUAAAAACAAAUAAAUAAAAACGAUCGUGUCCCGUGUCGUGUUAUAGCCGAUUGCUUUCGAAUCGCAUUCAAAAUGGAAAACGGACGGCAACGAAAACGCGUUUUGCCAAUGAACUUGAAUCCUGCGCACUGGGUACCGUUGACCGUCAACGGCGUUUUAUCAUAUGAUCGUAUUAUACUAUUAUUCAGUAUACAGUUAUACUGCAGAGUAUCAGCAUAUUGGUAUUAUACACUGCUUUCGGCGUUAUUUGAUAUUGACCCGUUUGGAAUAUUGUGAAAGUGUACGGACCGCCGCCGCAGCAGCGUCUGGUAUUUUAAGUUAACAUUAAACGCGCGUUUGAAAUGCCGUCGUCGUCGUCGACGCCGCGGCGGCGGUAAAAACUAUAGGUACCUAUUCAAUUUGAUAUUUUUCUAAAUACCUGUGCGUUCGGUAUAAAAGCGAAAAAAUGUUUGAAAAAAAAAAAUAAAUAAAUACUCCGUACGAGUCUAGGUAUAAUACCUGUCCACCUGUCCCACCCAUAUAUCUACCUAGUUGUUUCCUAUACGAAAUGUUCUCUCCGGCAAAGCGGAUGUGUAUUAUUUCGCGGGACGUUCUACAUUGCGAUUUUGAAAAUGAAUUAUUAUUGUAUCUAUCUAAAAACGAAAUUUAAAAUGUUUACCUUUAUGUUAAAAUCGUAUAAGAGAGUAUAUAAUAAUGAUCGUUGAGACGUAAAGGACUAUUCAUAUUAUUUAUAAAACGAUUAUUAUUGUCAUCGGGAUAUCUAUAAUAAUUAGGUAAUAAUAAUUAUGGUAACGUUCGUGUAUGAUUUGUAAAAAUUAUGUUUGAAAACGAAUUAUAUUUCGGAAUUAAAAAUAUAAGCAUGAUUAUUUUUGUUGUUUUUUUUUAUUUUCGGGCGGGUGCGCGCUUGUUAUAAUUUGUGUAUUUCUUGGAGAAAGUCAUAUAAUAUCCUCAAAUUUGAAAAACAAAUAUUAUAAUAUAAUAUUAUUUAUUAUUGAACAAAUUGUUAAAAAAAAAAAAAACUGACCAUAUUAUGAAUUGUAUAAAAUAAAUCCAUUCAUUAGAUUCGAAAUUGUGCAUACAAUAUUUUUUUAAGAUAGUAAAAUGUGAAAAUUGUAUUCUAGAGAGUGACCAAUAACUCGGCUUAUCACUGUUGAAUGGACCGCCAUUUUGUGUGCUCGGACAAUACGGCGUAGAGGCUUUUUAUUCAGUAUACUGAUGUAUACAUUAUGUAUUUUCAUAAGAAUAUUAUUAAGACGAAAUGCGUUGUCUGUAUGAAAAAUUAAAAUUAUUUUGUUGGAGUAAACGUUGAAAUGUUUAUGAUAAACGAUACUAAACACACAUAGUGUAAUGCGUUAUGUGGUUGGCCACUGUCUUAAUAUCUAUGCUCUCUAUUUUAUUCUGUUAAAAUUCUUCUCUUCGGUACAUAGUUUUUGUUUUUAUUAUUUAAUUUAUUAUUAUUUUCAGAUUACACGGUUCGUAUGAAGCCCUUAAAUACGGCACUCUUUUGGACGGACUCGCCGAUCUAACAGGCGGUAUUACGGAAAGCAUCAAUAUUCGACAGGACCAAACCACGUGUGGUAGAAUGAUCGCAAAAAUGUUGGACAUGACUUCCAUUGUCACGUGCACGGUACAACCGGUAUCGUCUCAGGUGCUUAUUAAAAAUAAUAAAUAAAAUCGUAAAACUAUACCCUCUUUGUAAACGGAUAAAAAAUACGUAUGCAUGACUAUAACAGUCUAUUAAUUAAUAACUAGUGAUAAAAAUUGACUCAGAUAAUAUCUGAAAAGCAAAAUAAGUUGUAUGCAGAGAAGAACAAAGGAAAAAUCUCUUGUUUUCCUUCCCAGACGACAACCCUUUUUUUAUUGUGAGAUUUCUUUGAUUUUAUCGUUAGACGAAAGAUUUAUGAUAAUAAUAAUGACGUGCGCGCCAGCGACGAAACGUACCUAAAACAACUCAGAAUCGAUGACCUCUAAUCUACAUAAUGCACACCCGCCAAUACAUCCGAACACUUUUAAUGAUGUUUACUAAAUCAAUAGUAAACGAGAAUACUGACAUUUGGUUACGUUCAUGUUGAGCACCCAUCCGCCCACCCCCUAAAUCUUCAAGAAAACAAAAACCCAGACCGCAUAUUCGUUUCGCCACUGCGUGUGCCUGUCGUACAAAGACGUUUGUAUAAUAUAACAAAGUGUUAAAAUAAAAAUAAUAACGACUGCAUCUUGAAGAUGCCUGUAUGUGAAGAAAAAGAAUAUAUCGCUCGUUGAAUCUACGCCUUGAUAAAAAAAUGUCCAUUAUGUUAUAAAUCAUUUUUAUGUCAAGGUCUUAGGAGGAUAUUCUUUUAUAUAAUUAUAUACAUAGAUACAUGCUUUCGUAUAGGUAGUAUGAAAUAAUAUUUGAACUGUUAUGGCGAGCCAGUUAGUUCUUUCAAUUAGAUAUUCGAGCGGUUGUUUUUCAUAUUAAUAAUAAUAAUUACAAUAUUCUCUACCAGUUAUUGAAAUAAUCGAUUAUACUCGUUUGUAUAAUACAACAGAUAAUAUAUUGGUUUUACUCGUACUCUUUAUUCGAACAUUUCACAGCGUAAGUUCGCAAUAAAAUAGCAGUAGAAGAAGCAUAACAGAAAAAACGAAAACAAAAAAAAAUCAGAUGCAAAUAUUCUAUAGUGAAAGGAUAUUUUCGUAUAUUUCAAGUGUACCUACGGAAUAUAAAUUAUUAUAAAAUAUGCAUCGUAACGAAUAUUAUAUUAUUAUUAUAAUUUAAUAAAUUCGUAGUUAAAUAUUAUAAUAAUAAUCUUAGGAGAAGGAAUAUACAGUAUGCACGUGUAAUUAAUAUUCGUAUUAUCGAAAAAAGAAAACGAUAGGGUUUUUUUUUUUUUUUACACAAUUAUUAUAAAAAUAACGUAUAGGUACUAAGUACAACACAUUAUAAUAUUAUGGUGUUCGUAUAUGUUAUCCAAUAUUAUGAUGUAUUUUUUUUUAAAUAUCAAUUAGACGAAUUCCGGUUAAUUUAAAACAAUGUACACAAAGUUAAUAGUUCUUGAUGAUGACGAUGUUAGUUUGCGAUGCGUCUGCCGUAUUCCUCCACGAUAACGAUCUUCUUAGUCGAAUUAACAUUUAGUGUAAACUUAAUUCAUUCUCUUAGUUUCUCUUUCUGAACCGUGUUUAUUUAAUUACUAGGUAACUACUAAGAUAGUUUCAUUUGUUAAUUGGGUGUUUUUUUUUUUUUUUUGGAUAUUAUGAUACCUAGUUAUUAUUAAUACACUUUUUACUAUGGGCAGUGAAAUCAGCGAAAAAUUUCACUUGGACUAAAAACAAAACGCCACUUCCGACGGCGAUGAUGAUAAUUUCGCGAAGAUUAUAUUUUUUUUCUCAUUGAAAACUGAAAUUUGUGUUUAUGUGGGUACUCUUCAACAAUAUGUGUAAUGUUUUCUUGUCGGAUUUCUGAAUUAAUUGAGAGAGAAAAAAAAGUGGAAACAAUAAUUAAUACGAAUAAACGGCGACGGUUAUUUUUUUUUUUUUUUUUUUUUUUUACCAGCGGUAAAUUGUUUUAAUACCUAGCAAAAUGAUUUUAAAAUGGAAAUUACGUAAUAAACAAUAAAAGAAAGCAAAUGAAAACAAUUAUUGUCGGCAUGGCAUAUACUCGUCAAAUCUUAGAUUUGUGUAUAUUCAAUUGAAAUUAAUACUAAAUAGAAAAGCGACGUAUUCAAUUAUCUGAUUUUAUUUGGAACGUAUUUUGACGAAUAUACAUUGAUAAUGGUAUUAGUUAUGGUGUGUUAUGUAGGUAUAUUAGGUCUAGACAUACCCGGAAAGCUAAUAAUUGAAGUAUGAAAAAGUAUGCGAUUUUUUUUACACCGUAUGGAUGUUAUAUUAUGCAGAAUCUAUUAAUAUUAUAUUUUGUUAUCGACAUUAUUAAAUUAAAAAAAAUAAAUUGCAUCACUUACUUUAUAUGUCGAAUGAGAGUGAUGCAAAGUAAAACAGUUAUUUGCAGUGAUUUAUAGGUUUUUUUGUUUCAAUCAAAAUAAUUAGAGUGUAAUGUUUAAAAAGUCUAUACAACGGCCGUUUGGUUUCAGAUCGGGUUGACAGAAUACAAAAUAAAUCGCAAAGCAAAAUAUAUGUUCUGUUAAAAUAUCAGACAUUUACCUGUAUUGGUAAGGAAACGGCGAAACUAUUAUAUUCAAUAUAUUUCAGUCGGUUAUUACAUAUUAAAUGCAAAUUCCGUAUAAUUCAUCGAUAGUUGCUGAAAUUCUCUCUUGGGCGAGUUCAAAGCCUCUGCAAACUGCAAAACUGCAGCGGCUGCGUUAUACAACAAUGGUCUCCAGACAUUUCCUUAUAAAGAACCUAGUAAUAUUAUUAUUAUCAUUUUUUUUUUUUUUUUUAAAACGUCUCAAUUCCGAUCAAGUCAACCGCAAUAAAAGAAAACAUGUCAACAAAUCAUUUUUUAGCAAAACGUUACAACAAAUGUAUCGUAAUUCAUUAUACAAAACGUUGUGGAUGGUUUUUUUAUUUGUAUUUUUUUUCAUUGUAUUUAUAUAGAACAAGUUCGUACGAGAAUUUGUUUUGCUCGUUAUAUAUGUAUUACUAUACAGGUAUAGGUACUAUAACGGUAUUAUUAUAAUGUUAUUUUGUCGUUGAAUAGGAUAACAUCAAUAAUAUUUUUAUGAUUACUCUUUGUUCGAUAAAUGUAAAAAAAAAAAAAUUCAAACGAUGCCUAAUUUUCAUGGUUAUUAUUAGUUUGUUACAACCUACACUACUAUUACUGCAUUUUAUUAAUUACCAAUACCUAUUCCAACGUAGUGUUUUAACACUCGAAAGUAGCGUUAUUUUAAAUGUUUGGUGUUAUUCAUAUGAAAUAAUAAUAAUAAUUUCGCGAAUCCCGAUUUUCGAUCGACAGUCGCUAGUCGGUAUAAUAAUAAUUAAACGCAUUCGCCCCGACAUUAAUAGUUUCAUAUAGAAACGCGUUAAAAAAAUUUUUUAUGAUUUUCGUAUUUAUAAAUAUUUGGCAUAUUGGACGUUGAAUAUUUAAAUGUAAACGUAUCGUGCUAAUCGUUUACAAUAAUAUUAUACACUUGGCGUUGCAUUGUUUUUUUAUUUACGGCUACGUGUGCUCUGUGAAAUUCGUAUUCGCCAAAGCCCCGACUACCAAUAUCUCAGAUGUUUACUUAAUUUCAAUUAGUGAUGUAAUAAUUAUUGUACACACGGAUUUGACCCCGAUUCGUUGAUAGAGUUACGUAAGUAAUAAUUUAUAUAUAUUAUUAUUAUUGUUAUUUUUUUUUUUUUAGGCCAAUAAAACCAUACCAGAAAAACUAUCCAACGGCAUUCAGGUCGGAAUCAAUUACAGGCUGUGCGCCGUGGAAAGAGUAUGUUGUCGAUUGAUGUACCUAUUUUUCGCCGGAAACAUUAUUUUUAUUGUUCGCUUGUGAUUGCUUUGUAGUUGGAAACGUACAAAAACGAACCGAUACAAUUGUUCAAAUUGCGACAACCCGGCGGUACCGGCUCCGAGUAUAACGGUCCGUGGUCCAGGGAUUCCGAUGAUUGGGACGACGUUCCGCACAAAGAAAAGGAACGUAUCAAUGCCAUCCAUUUGAUGGAAGGGGAAUUUUGGUACUAUUUCCGAAACCGCAACGCUCUUCAUAAUGGCAAAUAGUUAAUUCGUCGCUUUACGUUUUACAGGACGAAUUAUAACGAAUUCGUAAAAACAUUCACACACGUGGAAAUGGUACACUUGGACAGCGAUACCAGUCGAGAUGAACCGUCUUUGCACCAUAAGCGAACGUGGCAAAUGCGUCUUCAUCAGGGGACUUGGCAAAGGGGAGUGACAGCCGGAGGAUGUCGAAACAACCCAGGUGGUAACAAUAUAUUUUAUUUAUUUAUUUUGUCUAUAAUAUCUACUGUAAUCGUUGCGUAUUGUAAACUUAUCGGAGAUCUUUUAAAUUUAUACGGAAUUUUAAAUGUGAAUUUUCAGAAACUUUUCACAUAAAUCCUCAACUGCAUUUAAUUUUGAGCGAAAUGGAAGAAGUUGUUAUUUCAUUGAACCAGCAUAGCAUUAUGGAACCUAAAGUAAUAGGUUUCACGUCAUAUUCGUUACCAAAAGCGUGUAUGGAUUCGACGGGUAAAGAAUUUUUCAAAAAAAAUAAAUCGCUAGUUAACUCGCAGUACACCAACAGCAGACAAGUACGAUAUAUUAAUAAUAAAAACUUGAUUGUGUCCCAAAGUAUUAUAUUUAUUACGGAUUAAAUAUUAUUGAUUUUGUCUAGGUGAGUCAUAGGUGCUUUUUAGACCAGGGCGGAUAUUUGAUUAUACCUACCACUUUCGAACCAGGUCAAGAGUCGGGAUUCACAUUAAGAGUAUAUUCAAGUAAACCGUUGAAACUUAAGUAUGGCUUUAAAUGUACGAUAUUUUUGAAUGAGUUUCGUUAUUAAUAUAUGCAUUGGCUUUUUCAGGUUACUCGACACGGUUCCUUCGCUGUUGAAAUCAGCAAUAAUGAAAGUAGGUACCAAUACUGGUAUACUGUUUAAAAUGUACAAAGGAACUUGAACUAAUUAAUUAAUCAUAUUUUAAAUUUUUUUAGGCACCAGUGAAUUUAGAUGGUAAAACAUUUGUCCAAUACGAAUCAGUGUUUCUACAACUGGCUGACGAGCACAGGACAGUGAACGCAUUCGAACUCCAAGAACUCUUAGACGCUUGUCUGCCAAAUGGUAAAUUAACGUACCUUUGAUUGCCUAUUUACCUAUUUACCUAUUGCUUGUGGAUAAUUAACAUAAUACCUAUGUUAUAAAUUACAGAUUACAUAAAAAGCUGUGCUAGCAUGGAAGUUUGCCGACAAGUAGUUAUAACCUUAGACGUGAGUUUUCAGUUUGCAUUUAUUAUUAUUUGAUGCAAUAAUUCAUUAUGUUUGUUUUUCAUUAACUUACAUCAUGUUUAAAUUAAAAAUUAAUGCCACGUGUGUUGCCAUCGAAAUUAAAAUAUUUCUUUUAGAAAUUAUGAAAUUGUAAAAAAUAAUGAAAAAAGAAUUAGAGCAUGUACUUAUGUUAUAGCAGAGGAUUAAUAACUAGACAAUGACUAGUUAGUGAACUGGUGUAUAUUAUUUUUAAUAUUAAAACUUAUACAUUUUUUUCUAUAAUUCCUAUUUUUACCGAAUAUUUACAUAAAUUUUAAAUCAUAAUUCCAUUAAUUAAUUUACGAUUGGAGAUAUUUUUAAACUCUAAAGAGUGAGGAUUUUAUUGAAAUUACAAUAACGUUUAUUUGUUUUUUUUUUCUGUGAAAAACAUUUCUACCAGAAAAAAUUUUACUUCGAUUUUCAAAUAUAGCACUUUUUCUGAAAGUAAUCUGACUGGAACGGUACUUUAAAGAGUCAAUUUUUUCAUUAUUUCUGGAGUUUUCAUAAUAAAUGUGAAAAACCGGAGAAAAUCGUAGGAAAAACGGGAAAAUGUACGGAAUGCAUUAUUUUAAAAUCUCAAAUGUUACGACUUUACAAAUUAUGUAUAACCGUACUCCACUCAGAAUUGUUUUUCGUUAGCAAUGAUUAAUCAUUGCGUACAGAUUUACAUUAAAUUUUCCCUCUGCCUUUCUAAAUUCUCAUCUACAACAAUGGCUCAUCCAUCGUGCGAAUCAUUUUUAUAUUUGAAUAGUUGUCAAUAUUCCAACGCUCGAUAUUUAAAAACAAAAUGGCUAAUAGUUAAGUUAAACAACAUUUGAAUAUGACGAGAGAUCAUCAUAACCUAACCUUACGAUAAAGAAUAUUUGAAUUACCUACAUUUUGAAAAGAAUAAUGAGAGAUUUUUUGAAUUUUGAUUAAAUCAAUUUGAUUUUUUUUUUUACAGGGCACAGGUGGCGGUCGUCUUAAAUUCAAUGAUUUUAAGGACUUAAUGUGCAGUCUAAAAUAUUGGCAGACGGUGUUCAAGAAUCAUUCGAAAGACAAGACUGGCAUUCUGAAAGCCGAACGACUAAAGGACGCACUACUCGAGGUCGGUUUCCAAGUCAAUACCGAAGUACUGUCCAUCCUCAUAUUGAGGUACAUGCGAAAGGAUGGCACCUUGAGGUUUGGCGAUUUCGUAUCAGCAAUAUUGCAUCUAAGCAUCGCGUUCAACUUGUUCGAGUCCAAGGAUCCGCUUCUUAACGGAAACAUUAAACUGAACCUUGCCGAAUGGCUCAAGUCCGCGUUCGUUUGCUGAUCGCGAUUGGCCUCCUUUGCUCAAUUUGGUUAUGCUAUUUUUAAACGGACGUUUAAAUAUUGUGAUUAUUGUAGUAUCACCAAGUAUGCGUGUGUGUAUCUUCCUCGACUGUAAACUUAUAUUUUAUUUUGUUAUACAUACUAUAUUAUUCGAUAUACGUUUGAUUUUUUUUACUCACUAUGACAAUAAUAAUAUUAAAACGGAAAAUGCCGGUAAUAAUGAUCGUUAAUUGCUUUGCCAGUACCGUUUCGACGUAAUAUUAUUAUGUUGCGGGUCAGCCGUAGAUGAUAAAACCUCGAAUGGGAAUGUCAAAUUAUCAGUGUACAACGCUGUAGCGCUCGUAAUAUGCAUAUGCGUAUUAUGGCAGGCACCUGUUGUAUGCGUUAUGUUACAUUUUAUGAUCUCACUUGGACGGUGCUGAUGUCCUCACGAGUGAACAAGUUCAGGACCGCGAAAAUACAGUGGCCUCAGUUGACGUUCCAUCCGGGUCUUUAUUAUCUAUGCAGUCUGUACAAGUAACGUCGUGUUGUUUAAACACACCGUCGCUAUAAUGUUAUGCAUAGUUUUAUUGAUACUCUAUCAAUUUAUAUACAAAUAUAUAUUAUAUUAUAUUAUAUACAGAAUGGCCCACGAAAAUAUACCCAUCGUAAUACCUCAUGGGUGAUAAUAAAGAUCGUCAAAUUCCGUUUUGUUCAUGUCACUCGCGGGGAUACACGAAUAUUACACUACAAAUAUUUAUAGUUACCUGAAUAAAAUUGUUACGUUCUGGCGAAAACCUUAAAAAAAAAAAUAAUACUUUUCAUUAUAUUAUUUUUGAAAAAUUUGACAAUUGCCGUUUUGUGGAGUUUAUGUUCUUCGGCGAAAUGUUGACCUAUAAACUAUUUA
Cinara cedri is the source of this 41252-nucleotide messenger RNA. NCBI's taxonomy places the organism in Eukaryota, Metazoa, Arthropoda, Insecta, Hemiptera, Aphididae. The record is from the annotation of a GenBank genome assembly.